CCUCCAGCCGGGCCUGUCCGCGCGGCCCGGUGCAGCCUGCGGAUCCACCCCGGGAAGGUCCGGGGUGCAGCGAGCAAGGCCGCGGACCAGCCUCUCCCUUCCGCUCCUCGCCCCACGAUGGCCGGCGGGCGCUGGGGCCCGCUGCUGCUCAGGGCGCUCCUAGCCGCUGGGGUGGUGGUGGCGGCGGCGGCCGCGGAGGAGGAGGAGGCCGCGCCCCAGCAUGCCGUGCCGUCGGCCGAGCAGAGCAUGGUGCUCCCCAUGACUGCCGCCAACUGGACGCUGGUGAUGGAGGGCGAGUGGAUGCUGAAAUUUUAUGCUCCUUGGUGUCCAUCCUGCCAGCAGACUGAUUCGGAAUGGGAGACAUUUGCAAAGAAUGGUGAACUCCUUCAUAUCAGUGUGGGGAAGGUCGAUGUCAUUCAAGAACCAGGUUUGAGUGGCCGCUUCUUUGUCACCACUCUCCCAACAUUUUUUCAUGCAAAGGAUGGGAUAUUCCGUCGUUACCGUGGCUCAGGAAUCUACGAAGAACUGCAGAAUUAUAUCUUAGAGAAGAAGUGGCAAUCAGUUGAGCCUCUGACUGGCUGGAAAUACCCGGCUUCUUUAACGAUGUCUGGAAUGGCUGGCCUUUUUAGCAUCUCUGGCAAGAUAUGGCAUCUUCACAACUAUUUCACAGUGACCCUUGGAAUGCCUGCUUGGUGUUCUUAUGUCAUUUUCGUCAUAGCCACCUUGAUUUUUGGCCUUCUUAUGGGUCUGGUUUUGGUAUUAAUAUCAGAUUGUUUCUAUUUGCCAUUUCCAAGGCAUGAAUCUGAACAUUCCGAGCAGAGUCGGAAGUCAGAGGAGGCUCAUAGGGCUGAACAGUUGCUGGAUGCAGAGGAUGAAAAAGAUGACUCAAAUGAAGAAGAAAACAAGGACAGCCUUGUAGACGACGAGGAAGAGAAAGAAGACUUUGGUGAUGAGGACGAACCAGAGGAAGACGAGGAGGAGGACAACCUGGCUGCUGGUGCGGAUGAGGAGACGACUGAUACCCAGGACCAGGGGCCCCUGAGGGAGCCCCUGGAGGACAGAGGACCCACUGAGCCUGAGGAACAUGCCCCUGGGCAGCCUCGUCCAUCUGACACGGAAGACACAUUGAGGCAGCGCAAAAGUCAGCAUGCUGAUAAGGGACCUUAGGCUCACAGACUGUAUCCAAGAACAUAGGAGAAAGGAGUGUGCGGCUUCCCUGUGUCGGCAGUCUAAACCAAAAUCCUCAUUGUUUCUUGAGCAAGCUUCUCUUAAAAAACCAUCUUAGUCAUGUAGUCUCGGCAUUAAGCCCAACGUGUAUUAAUGAGUAUCAUUCACGCAUGACAAUCAGGAUGUGUGGUCUUAGGAUAUGCUUGGGGGUUGGGGAUGGGCACACGUACAUCUACUUUGGGCGAGAGAGUUUUGACCAGAGGUAGGGAUGCCCAGCCCUCAUGAGGACUGUUCAUUGACAGGGCCGCAGGCCCCAUAAAGUGAAAGCAAAGCAGCUGAGCAACCUCGUGUGUAGCGGGAGUCUUGCUUCUCGUGUUAAGUUACUUUUGUCAAACUAUAACAAACACCAGGCACCGUAGUACUGGGCCCCUUUUUUAGAGAAAUGGAGAGGGCCCUGGAUUAUUGUAGAAAAGAGCUUGGCACUUGUUUUGACUCUAAAUCUCCAUUGUUAUGUCUUAUUUCUUACCUGUCCCAUUUCCAGCUCUCCUGCCAGGGCCUGCAGGCUCCCCACACUUCACAUUGCUUCCUAGUGAGAGGGCCAGAUAGCAGCCGGGCUGACAUCAGGUGCGUUUAGAGGAUUUAAGGGGUUAGGUAAUCAAAAACUUCAGCUCAAAUGCAGCAUUGUAACCUUUGGGGAUUCAAAAAGCAGUAGGGAUUUUACAGGAGACAUUUUUUCUUUCUUUCAAAAUGUAGUAAUUCCCCCCCCCCCAAAAGUCCCCUCAGCAAUAUUCUUUCCCAACCUGGAAGUCUCCUAAGUCUUGCCAGUACAAGGUAGUCUUGUGAAGAAAACUUGAAUACUGUGUUGUUUUGUUUUCAUCUCAAGGGGUUCCCUGGCCUUGAACCACUUUAAUAAUAAUAUUUCUGGUUCUCCUUCUGUGAUGUGCUUUUGGUGAAGGAAUUAAUGAAAGUGAGUAUCUGGAAAUGAAAGAUUUGGUUUCAUUUCCUUCUUUCUUAAUCUUGUAAAGAAUUUUAUCCCUGUAAAUCUCUCAGUGCUCAAUCUACUAAAAGUACCCAGGAGGCCCAGUUUCUUUUUAAAAAAAUCCAUCCAUCUACUUCUGUCUUACCUCUGAUUUAUGUUUUAGAGUAAAUUCAUAAAAUUAGAUUCCAAGCUUAUGAAAGAUGACUAAAGUUGAUUCUACACCCCUUGAGUCGAGACAGAAUAAUAAGUAGUGCAGGCUUAUGAAAUUUAAAAGUUUCUGUCAUUUUAAAAAAGAAAUAUGCAGUGUACUCUUAUCUGGCUGUUUAGAUAACCCUUUUCUUCCAUUAACUUUGAACACGGGAUCACGGGCGGGAGGGAGCGGUUCUGAAACUUGCUCUCUUUCUGUGCUUGAAUGAGCCUGUUGCAAACUCACACAAAGGGGGUUUUUAUUCUGCCAGAAUCUAAUUUUUAGAGAUGGUUAUUUUUCAUCUUUCCAAUUCAGUUACCUGACAGCCUCAUCCUGCAGCAUGAGAGUCACCAGAUUUUUGCCCUAGCCGGUUUGGCUCAGUGGAUAGACUGUCAGCCCACAGACUGAAGGGUCACAGGUUCAAUUUUGGUCAAGGGCCUGUACCUCGGUUGUAGGCUUCCUAGACAGGGCUCUUGUGGGAGGCAGCCAAUGGAUGUGUCUCUCACAUGGAUGUGUUUCUCUGUCUUUUCCCCUCCCGACUUUCUCUAAAAAUCAAUAGAAAAAUAUUCUCAGGUGAGGAUUACCCAAAAAAAUAAGUCACCAGCUUUUGGCGGCUGUGAAGCUGGGAGAUCCUGACCAGACCAAGGACAUCGGAUCUCAUUGUCCUCCCAGCCCUUCAACCCUUUCCCAAAGACCCUCAUAAAAUGGCUUGACAACCCUCUCCACCCCUCAAAACAAGAGUCACCAAUAAUUUUCUCUUCAGACAGCAACACGACCUCAAGUUAGAGGCUACCAGAUAACUGAGGGGUUAGGAAAAUCUUGAAUUUGCUCAUCUUCUUUCCUUCCUUAGGGCAGGUCUCUGACACAUCUUAUCCCAGAGUGCUGUUGAUCUGAUGGUUGCGGCUUCAUCUCCCUGAUCCUGGAAAGCUUUUCUGCAUCAUUGCUGAGCUGGGCCUGCCCUCCUGGCUCUGGAUUUCUUUCUCUUAUAAUCAGCUGAAUUGAGUUUUCAAAGAUCAUUAAGCUCAAGUUCAGAGCUACAGACUAAGAAAGGAUUCAGUUUGGCUUUUCUGUACCAGGUAUAAGCUCCCCUCCUUUGUAAUACAAUCAUUUAUUUUUAAAGUUGAAUAUUUGAUAAAGGGGAGGGAAUGAAGAAAUCUACUUUAACUUUUAAGAAAUGUAAGACCAAUUUCCAGUUGUACCCCAAAUAGUGGUGUGUGUGUGUGUGUGUGUGUGUGUGUGUGUGUAUGUAUAUAUAUAUUUUUUUUUUCUUUCUCAGCAAUACUUUAAAAAAAAUGGAAUGAGCAAAGAGAAGCAUCUUGGGGAAGAAAAUUCAUUAGAAGUUUAAAAGUCUGGCUAUAAGAAUCAUUUUUUUCCUGCUUUUCUUUUCUUUUCUUUUUUUUUUUCAUUCCACCUGAGGCCUUUAGGUUGUUUUCAGUAUGACUGAAUGUAAAACUAAAGGAAAAAAGUCAAACUAAAAUAAUUUGAAAUUAACAUUUCAAUAGGAUUUUAAGGAUAUUAUAUUUAUUCCAGGAGCCAAGUGCAUGGAAACAUGAUUUUCAUUUAGAAAGUAAACAUUAACCUUGCUGUCCUAUAUUGUAAUAUCACUUAUUUACUUAUACAAUAGUAUUUUGUAUAAAUCAAAAUUAGGUGAAUUAAAAGUAACUGAGUAGUUGAAGCAGGUGCUUUUUCAUCAAUGAGGCACCUUCUACCUACCUUUUUCUUAGUUUCCUUUAUUACAUAUCUUGCUAGGUCUGUUGCACUACCCAACCUGCUUAGCGAUCUUAUAUUGAGGUAGCAAACAGGCAUUGACCAGGUUGGCUUUUGACACUGGAGAAAGCCACGUUUUUAUUUAUUUAUGGCCCAAACUCAUUGAUAGUUCUGGAGUUGCUACAUGAUUUGGAUAUAUGGGAAGCCUGCAGAGCCUGCAUCCUGUAACUUAGAAGUAGAUAAUAAAAAUGUCUUUCAGGGCAAGUACUGUAUUACUGAAUCAAGAGUGAAAAAUGGGAAACAUUAAAGAGUCAAUAAAAGGUAGACAAGCUUGGGUACACCUGAGAUUUCAGCACUUAAAUUGGCAUGAAGUGAGAGAGAGAAAGGAGAUUAGUGCUUUUGCUAAUGUAUCAAUAUCUGUCUGCCCUUUAUCUCUGUCUGCCCUUUAUCUCUGCCAGUGUUAUAAAUAUGUGGUAGACCCAUUCUGUUAAAUAUAACAACAUUUUGGAAAGUAUUCACAUCCUUUGUGCCAACAGAAAAGUUCUUUGUUUAGUAUAUUUUUACCUCAGUCCUACAUUUUGGUUCUCCUGAGAUUACAGUUUGUCUUGCAAAACCAAGAUGGAGUCAUCAAGUCUGAUGAAUCUCCAACAGCUUGUGCACAGCUUUCCUGAACCAGGAGGUUCAGUGGAAAGGCUGUGACAGCUUCAGACCAGGACUUGGCCUUCAGGUGAAGGCUUAUUCUCAGUAAAGUUUCUUGUGAACUGUGACAUUGUACUAGUCUGUGUGAGACAUACAGCUUUGAGUUGUUUCCAAUAUAGUGUAAUUGUACUUGUUACUAAAUAGCUUCUUUGUGCAAAUGCAGUUUUUAUAAUGAAAAUGCUUAUUUGUACUGAAAUACAUUAUAAAUUUAUUAUUUAUAUUCCUUGUAAUAGUCUUGAUUAUUUAGCCUCCUGUACGGAAUUAUUUUUCUCUUCAUCCAUGUGUUUACUCUUUGCCUCCUCAAAUAUUGUAGUAUCUGCAGCAGCUGGAACCAUAGGGGUUUCUAGCAGAACAUUGCCUGAAUUGCAAAGCACCUUAAUCACAGAAUUGUACAUAAUCCUUGAUCCUGUGUGUUUUCAUUUUAUGUAAAUUUCCAUUUGUCUCAAAACCUAUGAGAGUGCUAAGU
Messenger RNA from Pipistrellus kuhlii (Kuhl's pipistrelle), 5205 nucleotides. RefSeq names its product thioredoxin related transmembrane protein 4 (gene TMX4). The record is from RefSeq and is a predicted model, not a curated record. Bases 118 to 1167 code for a protein of 349 amino acids. The transcript is spliced from 8 exons. Lineage: Eukaryota; Metazoa; Chordata; Mammalia; Chiroptera; Vespertilionidae.